CUGGCUGCUGUAUUUUCGAUGCUGUCACUGCUACUACUUCUCUCGUUCAUAGUGGAUUCAGUGUUGAUAGCGUUAAUAUGGAACCGUUCAUCACUUACGAAACCUCAAUGGCUGCCAUUCCUGCCAGCGAAAAUGUAACAAUACCAGAGAGGACCCUAAUCUCUUGUUCCAACAACGACAGCGGUUAUACGACAGCCAACUGCACUGAACAACAAUCAUACACCAUUACACCGUUAGUAACACCUCUUUAUAUCAAACUCUACGUUGGUUUACUGAACGGGAUCAUAUUUUCUCUUGGUGUCAGCGGUAAUAUAUUCGUUAUAUUUAUUGUACUCAGCGUGAAGGAGAUGCGUACACACACCAACUUCUGUCUAAUCAACCUCAGUUUCACCGACCUAAUCUAUCUACUUGUUUGCCAACCGGCCGCCGUUCUGGAUUUUUACCAAGAAGAAAAGUGGACAUUGGGAGAAUUCAUGUGCAGGUUUGUGUACUUCCUGGAAAACCUGAGCACCAGUACAACCAUCUUAACUAUCAUAGCCAUCAGCUUGGAGCGAUAUUUUGCAAUUUGUCAUCCAUUAUUAAAUUACAGCAUGUUUAGCGGCUCCCGGGUCACAAAAGUGAUUUUGGCAAUAUGGUUAUUGGCUGCCUUAGUGUGUUUUCCUUUCCUGCUGACUUCAGAGCUGAAAGAAUCGUCAUUCCAUGAUGGCAGUGAAGGAUAUAUCUGCAUCAAUGACAUCCAUUUGAUAUGGCAGCAUAUCUAUCUGUGGGUGAUUCUUUUGCUGUUCUUUAUUCUCCCACUUUUCCUGCUGAUUAUUCUCUAUCUUCGAAUCAUCUGCACUUUGCUCAGUCAGACUCUUCAGGGAGCAGCCGACACUAGAAAGAAUUGUGCUUCGAUGAAGUCACGAAAGCAGGUCGUCUACAUACUGGCUACGGUGGUUACCAUGUUCUUUCUCUGCCUGGUGCCACUGCGGAUCCUGAUUCUGUGGAAGAUCUACGCUCCUUAUGAACAACAUAAGUCUCUGCCGUUCGUGUCGUACCUCAACAUCCUGCAUACGGUUCGACUGCUAACAUACUUCAACAGUGCCUGUAACCCUAUCAUCUAUAACCUGAUUUCCACCAAAUUCCGAGCAGCUUCCAUGUCAGUGCUCCGAAGGUGUCGAAGCAAAGACCAGUACAUGAGCUCCAACACAAAUCGUUUGGGACGGAUCGGAAAAAAGGGGAUUUGUGGCACGAAUCAAGACAAAGCUUGCGGUGGUUGCGCUAAGGGUGGCCAUCGCAUUGGAGGUGGUGAGAUUGGUGGCGGUGCUGGGGGUGUCGGUGGCACUAGUGUCGGGCAGGGCAGUGGUAGUAUUACUACAGGUCUUACUGCGAGUAGCACGAUAGCUUAUCAAGGUGGCUGCCAUUAUCACUAUACGGAGGAUAGUAAUUCGUUUUAUGACACGGAACGUUCCAAGAUGUCAUCCACGAUACUGUGAGAUGUUACCUCUUUUUCAAUAAUAUAUAUAUAUAUUUAUACACACACACACACACACACACACACA
This is a messenger RNA of Octopus sinensis (East Asian common octopus), 1541 nucleotides long. RefSeq names its product growth hormone secretagogue receptor type 1-like. Gene Ontology annotation, cellular component: plasma membrane. The transcript has 4 exons. The record is from RefSeq and is a predicted model, not a curated record. Bases 78 to 1475 code for a protein of 465 amino acids. Gene Ontology annotation, molecular function: G protein-coupled receptor activity. Gene Ontology annotation, biological process: G protein-coupled receptor signaling pathway. Lineage: Eukaryota; Metazoa; Mollusca; Cephalopoda; Octopoda; Octopodidae.